Messenger RNA from Chaetomium globosum CBS 148.51, 507 nucleotides. RefSeq lists its product as uncharacterized. Lineage: Eukaryota; Fungi; Ascomycota; Sordariomycetes; Sordariales; Chaetomiaceae. The coding region runs from base 1 to 507 and encodes 168 amino acids. The record is from RefSeq and is a predicted model, not a curated record. The transcript is spliced from 2 exons.
AUGCCUGCAGUUAGCGAAGCCCGUGGUGAUGGUGCUCCGGAAGUAGCCGGCGUCGGUGAGGCGGCCGCUGACGACGCCGCCGAAGAAGAGGAGGAAGACGGAGAUGGAGCCGAUCCAGGAGAUUUCGGAGGGGGCGCGGUGCAGGUGGGAUACGUGUGUGGGGAGGUCAAACCAUGUGUUCAUUAUGCAGAGGAAUCCGGCGAUAAUUGUGGAGGAGGAGUGUUAGAGACCUGUUGGGGAUUGUCUUCCGGGUGGUUCUUACCAGGCAUCCAAGCCGCCCAGCCGCCAUCCGGGGGUGCGGUGACGGCGACCGAAGGUGGAUGUUCCACGACUGUGGGCAUGCUUGGUACACCAGAAAGCACCAAUCUAGGUUGGGUUGGUGGGAGAUGUGCCUCGGCGGUUGUCGCUUGUUCCUCUGGUGUCCCUCUCGCCUCGUUCAGGGGACGAUUAGGUAGCUCGCCGCGAGGGUGGCAGUCGUCCAUCGUCAAGUGGUGGAUGGUGUGCUAG